This is a messenger RNA of Poecilia latipinna (sailfin molly), 3916 nucleotides long. It is a transcript of the gene p2ry8, whose product is annotated as P2Y receptor family member 8. Gene Ontology annotation, molecular function: thrombin-activated receptor activity. The record is from RefSeq and is a predicted model, not a curated record. Gene Ontology annotation, biological process: positive regulation of Rho protein signal transduction; thrombin-activated receptor signaling pathway; phospholipase C-activating G protein-coupled receptor signaling pathway. NCBI's taxonomy places the organism in Eukaryota, Metazoa, Chordata, Actinopteri, Cyprinodontiformes, Poeciliidae. Gene Ontology annotation, cellular component: plasma membrane. The coding region runs from base 1666 to 2655 and encodes 329 amino acids. The transcript is spliced from 3 exons.
GAAAUAGCUGAAAAUGACUGCCGACCAACACUACCCAUCCGACCUGACUGAGCCCGAGAGGAUAUAUGCAUUAGAAACAGGGUGGAAAUACCCCCAAAACAGUGAUACCGUGCUGACGUGCUUAUUAUGUUAAAAUGCAUUUUUUUAUAAAUAUGCAAAAUGUCUGAAAAAACUGCUGUCUCUGUGUUCCAAUGAACUAUAAUGAGUAGGUUGAAAAGGGGAACUAAACUCAUAUUGGUUUUAAAAUGAAGCUGCAAUCAAAUGUGGAACAGGCAAGCUGGUGUGAAUAUUUUCUGGUGGCUCUGUAACAGAUGAAAAUAACAGUCUUACAUGUUAUGAAUAAUUAUAAAUAACAUUUCAAACAUUUUGGAUUGAUUAGUGACAUGAUUUUAUUUAUUUUUUAAUAUUUUAUUGCUGUCAACAAAAUAAACUAUAUAUAAAAAAUAAAUAAAUAAAUAAAAAGCCUUCCGUUAUGUGAAUAGACGGUAUGUGAAUGAUUUUGUUUUUCUUCUUUCAGGUUUUUUUUUUGUGUUGAACUGUGAGAAAAAAAAAUAAAUGUCUGUAGUAAAGACGCAUUUAGCUUUGAUUCGGUUAUUUUGGUUGUUUUUGGGUGAGGCUGUUUUAGCUCCAAAACUGUUUAUUCUGCACAUGAAAUGAGUCACUUACAGUCAGAGCUGUUGAGGACAGACCUGCCCUUCUCACUCUGACUGAACCAGAAGGCUGAUAUGGUGUGUAUAGCAGGUCUGCUGCCAUACACACGCCUUCCUUUGAAAUCAUUCUGCGUUACAACAAAUUAUUAUUAUUAUUAUUGUUCUUUGUGUUGUCUUUUGUCUUACCCAGAGAGAUAAACACGAACUAUGCCUGAAAAACUUUCCCCCAGAUAAAGCAGAACUAUGACAAUCAACAGGAAACCAGUCGCAUCAGAGCACACGUUGCAUGAACUCGUGAGCGAGCCCAAGCUAUCACAUUCUGCCUUCACUUUAAAGCAGACUUUCUCGCCUCACACUUAUAUUUGUUUGUACAUUGUGUCUGGGUGUGUACUUAAAAGCUUAGAAGGUAAAUAACCUCACUGCUGUAAUCUACAUUAUUUGCAUGCGCUUACUAUGGUUGAACCGGUGUGAGCUCACAGUCCUUUUAUUUUAGUUAAGCACCUGCUCAUAACAGAAAGUGAUAUCGUCACACAUGGCAUGUUGGGAUUUCCCUAACAAUACAUAUUUGUGUUUUUUUGUUUUUUGUUUUUUAGUUUCCAUUGUGGUUCUUCAUCAUAAGCUCUUUAUUAGUAUCCACCUGUGUUGUACUUUUUGUAUGAUGUGCUCUGAAAAUUUACAAGUUAGUUCGGAGUGGAAAACAUUAACAUGAUGGGAGAGAAAAAAUGCAAGAUGAAUGAAGGAAUCUGAGUGCUCUACGUAUCGAGAUCUGUUGUCCGUUGAGCUUCGAUUUCAGGCGUGAAUCAAACAUGUGGCCGUUACUACAGUUGGUAGGAUGACGGUUGUCACAUGGUGCAUUUCCUCUCAGUGGCACUCUAUCAAGUUUAGACCCCAUUUCCUCACCAGCCUUCCUCAGUCAAAAGUAUCUGUCCCUCCAUCUACAACUGCCACACACGUGCCCACCUGCCUGGUUUGCCUCGCUGCUCACAAAGGUAAUUGGUGACCAUUCCAUCUCAUCAUGACGGGGAAUUCCAGCAAGGUGCACCUCGACAACGCCACCCUGUCACUGUUUCGGGAUGUGAACACCAGCACUGUCAUAUCUGUUAUAUACAUGCUUGUCACUAUCAUCAACUGGGUGGGAAAUGGCCUGUCAAUGUGGCUGCUGCUGUUUCGUACCUCCCCAAAAACGCCCUCCAUCAUAUUCAUGAUUAAUCUAACGCUCACCGACUUGGCUCUUGGCUCCGCCCUCCCCUUUCAGAUCGACUACCAGCUCCAAGGAUACAACUGGAGAUUGGGGUCCAAUAUGUGCAGCUUCAUGACCCUCGUUUUCUACGGCAACAUGUAUUGUUCUAUCCUGACGAUGAUGGCCAUCGGCAUCGACCGCUACCUGGGCAUCGUGAAGCCCAUGAGGUUCCGGAAAAACAAGAAGAGAAAGUCUGUUGCUGUCAUCUGCUGUCUUCUGAUGUGGGGUUUGGUCCUGGGUGUCUUGUACCCUCUCAUGACCACCGACCUGACCUACAAGGUCCCGGAGCUCCAGAUCACCACAUGCUUUGACGUGUUGAAACAAAGCAUGCUGCCGUCCGUGGGGGCCUGGGCGGCUUUCCUGUUCAGCAUGGUGUUUCUUCUCUUCCUUUUUCCUUUCUGUGUUACAAUGUUCUGCUAUGUUAGUGUCAUACACAAGUUGUCCAGUGAUUCCAAGACUGUCCAGAAAGGGAGAGCCAUACGUCUGGCUGUUGUCGUUCUGCUGGUCUUCGUGUUCUGCUUUGCUCCCAACAACAUCCUCCUAUUGGCUCACAGUGUCCUUAGACUCUUCUACGGCAAGUCUUUGUACAUGGCCUACAAGCUUUCUCUCUGUUUUAGCUGUCUGAAUAGCUGUUUGGAUCCUUUCAUAUAUUACUUUGCGUCAAAAGAUUUCAGGCAGAAGCUGAGAGAGAUCAUGAAUCUCCAGAGUCUGAGUAGUGCAGACUCUAUAAGGAUGGAGAACAAAGAGACUUUGUAUUCUGGAUAAGCAGAUUUAUACGGUGAAGAAACAUAUUCAGGUGCCUUUGCGAUGCCGUAACUACCCUAACAAUGCAAAAAAUAAAGAAAGAGUUGCAAAAGAAAGCAAGUGACUAAAGGAAAGGGAGGGUUUUGGGAUCUUGCAACAUAUGUUCUUGGUUCAUAUUGCAAAAUCUUAAUACAUCUAUCUCUUUCUUUAACAAUAGCUUUAAAAGGUUUAAGCUGUUGGACAGUGACUAAAAUGUUACUGCUCCAAUCAUAGUUUGUGUGUUUUCUCCAUUUUAUAUGCAAUCGAGUGGUUGGGAAAUCGUGGAGUGCCACAAGCAUUUAUGUUGGGCCCGCAGUCACUUAGCUUGUUCACCAAUCGUCAGAUCUUCCGUAGGUGUUAGAAAUUGUAACCCGAUAUCUGCAGACGUUGCAGCCAUACACAGAGAAUAACAAUGAUGAAUGAGUGACUGUUAGGAUUGUUGCACAAAAAGGGCAGUUUCUCAGCUUACAGUGACAGAAUGUAUUUGACAAAAAUCCUAUGAAAGACCUAUCCAAAUAUUGGUAUAAUAUUUAUAUAAAUUGGGCUGAACAAGUAUGGAUGUCAAAAAGUGUUUUACGAAGUUGUAUGAUAGUACAAUGAAAUAUAAUGUAACAAGCACAAAGGUCAGAAAUGAGUCAUCUGUGUCCAUUGAUCCUCGCCCUGCUUACUGUAACCAAGCAACUUCAAACCCCGUAACAUCACUGUGUGAUCAAACCUUCAUAAAACACAUUCUUUUCACUGUUUUAUGAUUGUACUUUAUUAUAAGCAAACUCUGCACUCAGACGGUUGCCUUGUUUUUAAAUUUGUUCAAAAAUACAAUGGAGUCAACAUUGGAGGUUUUUGAACAACGUUCAGACAGUGGGAGCCUCAACGUUUGCUGAGAGUGUAGGAUCUUGUUAAUGAAUACAUACUAACUAAAAUAAGAUUUUGAACAUUUUACGUUACAUGAACCGAUAGGAUUUGCUGCUGUUUAAAUGAAAGAGUGAUAUCAACCGACAGCAUGUGCUGAUAUUUAACAUCUCUUCAUGGCUGUUAUUUUUGCAAAAAAAUAUGUAGCAUCCAAAAAUGUGAACUGUUGUAAAAAAAAAAAAAUGUACAUAUUAUGUUAGCCUAACAUCCCCAAAUAAGUUUUAUCUUAAUGUUGUUUUUUUAUCUGUUUAUAACAAUGUCAGUGUUCUGUGGUGUUUAAAUGUGUGAAAUUGACAAUAUUGUCCUUUUGUUUUAUUAAAGUGUAUUAAAUGAU